Messenger RNA from Sphaerodactylus townsendi, 677 nucleotides. Its product is annotated as Bardet-Biedl syndrome 12 protein-like. Gene Ontology annotation, biological process: chaperone-mediated protein complex assembly; photoreceptor cell maintenance. The coding region runs from base 1 to 597 and encodes 198 amino acids. The transcript has 2 exons. Lineage: Eukaryota; Metazoa; Chordata; Lepidosauria; Squamata; Sphaerodactylidae. The record is from RefSeq and is a predicted model, not a curated record.
AUGCGUUAUAACUUAGCAAAAAGCGAAUUCGGUCUGCUUUAUCGCAGGUAUUUACAUCACGCUCUCCUUGAUAAAGCAGUCUUUCCUGGAGGUGGUGCCAUUGAGUUGCUGUGCCUCAGUUAUCUUGAGAAGUUGGGGAAAGAGGCUAAAAACUCCUCAGGAGACUUUCAUGUCGGUUCCUCCUGGCUUGCAACAUCUUUGGAACAGUAUAAACCUUUGGUACUUAAUGCUUUGGCCUGCGGUUGGCGCCAGUACCUUUGCACUGUCUUGUGCAACACUACAAACAGUACAUCUGAGUUUGAAGCCGGCCUUUUUAUACAGCAGCAUCUCAGAACAGCAGCAAUUCACAGUUCACCUUCCAGUUACAUAAUGGACCUGUUUAGAAAGGAGAAGAUGGGAGUGGCAAUCGUUGAACACGCAGGGACAUAUGAAAAUACUUUAAAAGUGUAUGACAAUGUAAUGGCUAAGACAGAGGCAUGGCGUAGAGCUCUAGAUUUAGUGCUCCUAGUUCUUCAAACAGAUGCUGAAAUUAUCACAGGGCCGAAGAGAGAUCAGCUGUUAAAAUCAAAAGCCUCCAGUGAGUUGGUGUUUUUAUAAAAUUUUGUAAGCCUACAUGUGGUCAUAUUUAUAGAACAGGCACAAGUCUGAAAGCAGAUGCAAUAAAUACUUCCAGAAGA